UUUGUCUCGGUACUAGGCAUCAUGCAGACCCACGAACAAGCAUAGAAACCAUCCUGGACCGGACAGGUCACCCCCAUUCAUAACAAACUCCAUAAACUUCACCCAAAGCAUCAGGAUCACUGCUCUCAAGAACAAUAAGCAAGAAAAUCACAUCAGACAACUACAAUGCUAUCACAUUCUGACAUGGUCAAAGAGAGGAAGCAGCAAGCAUCUGCCAUCAUGAAGGAAAUCCAGAGAAAUGAAUCACUUGGAAUAGACCUUGGAAAAAAGGUCAGCAUUCCCAGAGACAUCAUGCUGGAAGAACUGUCGGUGCUUAGUAACCGAGGGGCAAGGCUAUUCAAGAUGCGUCAAAGGAGGUCUGACAAGUACACAUAUGAAAACCUUCACUUUUUAUCCAGCAAGCCAAGAAACCGGAAUGAGAUCCUGCAGUGUGUUCCAGUGGAAGUUAGCGGCAUGGAAGGUGGCCAGCAGCAUGCACCAAGCACCCCUCCCAACACACCUGAUCCACGGAGUCCACCAAACCCUGAAAUCAUCGCCCCAGGAUAUUCUGGACCACUGAAGACAAUUCCUCCAGAGAGGUUCAACACUACAUCUGUACCAAAAUACUAUCAGUCACCUUGGAUAGAAGCCAUCAGCAAUGACCCAGAGCUGUUGGAGGCUUUAUACCCUAAACUGUUCAAGCCAGAAGCAAGGCCAGAGCUCCCUAAUUUUAAGAGCUUUAACAGAGUUGCCACUCCAUUUGGUGGUUUUGAGAGAGCAUCAAAACUGGUUAAGUUCAAGGUACCAGAUUUCAACCUUCUGCUGCUAAAUGAUCCACGAUUCAUGGUCCUUGCCAAUCCUCUUUCAACCAGGCGGUCCUUCAACAGGACUCCUAAAGGAUGGACUUCUGAGAAUAUUCCCAUUAUGAUAACUAUACAGCCUACAGAGGCCAAUGGUAUUCCAGAAACCGAUGACCUGUGAAAAGAAAGUGGAGCAUGCUUCACAAAUCAGAAUCUAUAUGUUGGUAUUCUGAUAGUUUAACAUGUGCUACUUCUGUUCCAACAUCCUAUCUUAUGUAGCUGAAAUAUAACAUCUAAUACUGUAACUUUUUUCUGGAGUUUUAAUUUUCUCCUACAUAUCUAACACAAAUAAAAUAACUUGUCCAUUACUCAAAAAAAAA
Messenger RNA from Varanus komodoensis (Komodo dragon), 1159 nucleotides. RefSeq names its product myozenin 2 (gene MYOZ2). Gene Ontology annotation, molecular function: telethonin binding; actin binding; FATZ binding. The record is from RefSeq and is a predicted model, not a curated record. The transcript has 6 exons. The coding region runs from base 166 to 960 and encodes 264 amino acids. Gene Ontology annotation, cellular component: actin cytoskeleton; Z disc. NCBI's taxonomy places the organism in Eukaryota, Metazoa, Chordata, Lepidosauria, Squamata, Varanidae.